AUGGCUCGCUCCUCCGUCUCCCGGACGCGCGUUGUCGUCCGCCAGUCCUAUUAUUGGCCCGACCAACAGCUCAACUUCUGGAUCAUUAUCAUGCUCGCCACCGGAGGCGUGCUCAUAGGCGUCUUCGCGGCCUUCCUACAAGACCAGCAGAGGUUUGGGCUGAAGAUACCAUGGUUAUUCCCAUACGGCAUAACAGUCGGGUCACUGACCGUGAUCUUCGUUUGGAUCAUGCUAGCGCUGAUAUACCAACGCCGCCUUCUACCCGGCGUUGUUAUUAUCGGUUCCUUCAUCCUGCUCGUUCUAUACAUUACCGGUGUAAUAGAAACCGCCAUCCAGCUCUUCCGGAAUACGAACGGCAUCAACGGUCAAUGUAACAGUCUGAAUGCGAACGCUCCCGGGACUGGAUUAAGCCUGAAUAUGCUGGCUUGGUUGGAGCUGAACAGCAUAUGCCAGAGCUGGCAAGCAGCUUUCGCCUUCUGGAUAGUGGGCGCAGUGUUUCUGCUAUGGAUGAUCGUGUUGGGCAGUCAAGUGGCAAGGAAUGGCGGCGGCGAUUGA
Molecule: messenger RNA, 555 nt
Organism: Baudoinia panamericana UAMH 10762
Lineage: Eukaryota; Fungi; Ascomycota; Dothideomycetes; Mycosphaerellales; Teratosphaeriaceae
Exons: 2
Coding region: 1-555 (184 amino acids)
Source: RefSeq, a predicted model, not a curated record